AUGAAAUACUCAAAAAAUAAUUACAGGGGGACCCGUUUAAAAGAUGAGCUCAUUGAUUCAGAUGAUGCUUUUCCCCAUAUAGGGACAAGUGGCGAGGAGCUAUCUUCUUCAUUUGAGUCUGAAAACGGCAUAUCAGAUUCUGAAGAUUUCUUGCUUGAAAAACAUAAUUUGAAGGACCUCGAGCAUGGAAGCUCAUUGAGAAACCCGGCAGAUAGCCUUCUCACCCAUCCGAGGUAUAAAGGAAAAAAAGCAAAUGUCAUCGAGCUAAAUUUGCCCGAAAUACAUUCAGACGCAAGCUUUUCCCACGAAGACAGUGAAGAGCAUUUUGAAAGCAAUCAUGACGACGACGAUGACGACGAUGAUGACCAAGCUUCAGGAGAUGUAUUUAAGCGGUUUAAAUCGAUGCAGAGCAGCGCUUCCGAAAAAAAUGUUUGCAAACCCGACUUGUUACUUAAAAGGAAAGACGAUCUGGUUAAAGCAAAUUGCCUGAGAGACCAAUUGGCAUUCAUCGAUGACUUAUUUACGCUCCGAAUUUUAUUGCAAAAGAUUUUUGUGCAAAUGCACAGUGCAAACCUCACUGCAGCAGUCCCCAUGCUGUUACAAAUGAUCCCAAUUGCUCUUGAAAUUAACGAAAAAGGGGUCGGUGGACGAAUUGAAAAGAAACGAACCUUUUUAUCUAUUGAGGACCUAUGGGAGUAUAUGAAGCAAAUAUCUACGCUAAAAGAACCCGAUCUUUUGGCUUUAUAUGAUUCCUGGUGGUCGAAAUCGCACAUAUCUUUUCAGAGGCCAGGGAGAAAUUCCUCCAAUAAAAACCUACAGGUUUUGAACCAGGGGUUCUCGGGCUCCGUUACUUACUCGUUAAAGUCUUAUAAGCCGUCAAAGGAUCCCUUAUUAUUUAUCGCUGACUCGAAGUUUUAUCAACAACUUUUGAAAGAUAUUAUUGAUGCCAAACUAUCCUCAAGCAAAAAUGCCAAUGCUGCCAAGAGGUCGAUUGGUAGGUUAGAUCAAGAGAGGAAACCUGUUCAUAAAGCUAGCAAAGGAAGACUUCUAAGCUAUGAAACGCAUAGCAAACUUGAAAAUUUCAUGGCUCCCAGGCCGUUCCAUUCAGAAUGGACCGAGGAAAAGAUGUCGCAAUUGUUCAACUCGCUACCGUUUUAA
Mitosporidium daphniae is the source of this 1158-nucleotide messenger RNA. RefSeq lists its product as uncharacterized. Bases 1 to 1158 code for a protein of 385 amino acids. Gene Ontology annotation, cellular component: nucleolus; nucleus. NCBI's taxonomy places the organism in Eukaryota, Fungi, Microsporidia. The record is from RefSeq and is a predicted model, not a curated record. The transcript has a single exon.